Phascolarctos cinereus (koala) is the source of this 2701-nucleotide messenger RNA. It is a transcript of the gene STK11, whose product is annotated as serine/threonine kinase 11. Gene Ontology annotation, cellular component: cytoplasm. Gene Ontology annotation, molecular function: protein serine/threonine kinase activity; protein kinase activator activity; ATP binding. Gene Ontology annotation, biological process: intracellular signal transduction; establishment of cell polarity; glucose homeostasis. The record is from RefSeq and is a predicted model, not a curated record. NCBI's taxonomy places the organism in Eukaryota, Metazoa, Chordata, Mammalia, Diprotodontia, Phascolarctidae.
AGGAAAACUUCUCUGAUCUCUUUCCAGGAGCUCUUUGGUGGAGGCUCCCCAGGAUCAGUGUCUUCACAUUGACCUUUGGGGGCUGGCAGUAGGGGAGGGAAACGGUGGGAGAAAUUGGAAGACUCUGGGUGAAGGGAUGCCCCCUGUGAAACCUUGAUAAGUGUUGAGGGCUUUGAACUUUUGGCAGAUAUAGGAGAGGAGCCUGUGUGUUUGUGUGUGUGUGAGUGUGUUGUGGGGGUGGAGGGAGUGGGACAAGAGAUUGAUAUUCAGUAGAGGAAACUCAAGCAAUCAAAUUUCCACCAUCACUUUAUUUUUAAAGGGGGUCAAGUUUGAGUUUCAAGGUGCAAAAAUCCUGUGAGCUCGUUCUGACUGCUGAUACCAGUUUGCAUUUGGGAGCCAUGACACAGUGGUAAUGGAAAGUCCUGAAAAGACUUCACUUUCCUUCUGUAUUUGUCCAAGGGUCUAAAGUCCUAGAGAAUGACCUAGCACUUAAGAACCCAACCUGGGCCUUUUUAGGGCCAGCAGUGAGUGAGGAGACCUGGCUGAGCCAAAGCAGUGAGACCGGGUCAAAAACAAGCCAGGUGCCUCAGCAAAAGUUUUUGAUGGGUUUUUGUUCUUUAUUUUUUGCUUGAGAGCCAGGCACUUGGGGUGCAUUAGACCCUUUUCAGGGACUAUUGAAUUAACGUUAGUACAAUCUUUGGAAGAGUUGGGGUUUUUUUUCCUCUUCUUUUUUGUUUUUGUUUUGUUUUGAGAAGAAAAGUUGGGAAAACCAAGAACUCAAGAUUGGAUGAAGAGAUCCUGGUGUGUCUAAGAAAACCUGGUUAAAGAGUUUAAUCCAGGAUGGAUUUGGCAGAACCACAGCAGUUGGGCAUGUUUACAGAAAGUGAACUGAUGUCUGUGGGCAUGGACACAUUUAUCCACCGAAUAGACUCCACGGAAGUCAUCUACCAGCCAAGACGGAAAAGAGCCAAACUCAUUGGCAAAUACCUGAUGGGGGAUUUGCUGGGAGAAGGAUCCUAUGGGAAAGUGAAGGAGAUGCUGGACUCUGAAACCCUGUGCCGAAGAGCUGUGAAAAUCCUCAAAAAGAAAAAGUUGCGAAGGAUCCCCAAUGGGGAGGCGAAUGUUAAAAAGGAGAUCCAGCUACUGAGGAGGUUACGGCACAAAAACGUCAUACAGCUGGUGGAUGUAUUGUAUAAUGAAGAGAAGCAGAAAAUGUAUAUGGUGAUGGAGUACUGUGUGUGUGGAAUGCAGGAGAUGCUGGACAGCGUUCCAGAGAAGAGAUUUCCAGUCUUUCAGGCUCACGGGUACUUUUGCCAGCUUAUAGAUGGGUUAGAAUACUUACAUAGCCAAGGAAUUGUCCACAAAGAUAUAAAACCAGGGAACCUGCUACUUACAACCAAUGGGACAUUAAAAAUAUCUGACUUAGGAGUAGCAGAGGCAUUGCAUCCUUUUGCAGAAGAUGAUACGUGCAGAACGAGCCAAGGGUCACCAGCAUUCCAGCCACCAGAAAUAGCCAAUGGCUUAGACACUUUUUCAGGCUUUAAAGUGGACAUUUGGUCAGCUGGGGUCACGCUAUACAACAUUACGACAGGUCUUUACCCCUUUGAAGGGGACAACAUCUAUAAAUUAUUUGAAAACAUUGGGAAAGGAGACUACACGAUUCCAGGGGAUUGUGGUCCUCCACUCUCUGACCUGCUGAAAGGACAGGUCCCUGAGGAGGAGGCUGGACAAAAUGGACAGAACCGUGGGAGCCGGGGUCCCCCCAAGAUAGUGUGCAUGAACGGCACUGAGACAGCGCAGCUGAGCACCAAAGCCAAAGCUGAGCGGAGGGUCAGCGCCUCCUCCAAUCCCUCCCGCAAGGCGCCCUCUGCCAGCAGCAAGAUCCGCCGGCUGUCAGCUUGCAAGCAGCAGUGACCUUCCCCCACCCUGGGGCUGGGGCCCAGAAAGCAUCCUGCUUGGGAGCUCCGUGGGCCAGGCCAUUUGCUCUCUGCAUCUCCUCUUCUCGCCUUGGACACAUCCCACUCCCUCACCCAGCCCUUCCCCAGGCAGAUGAAACCUCCACACCGACCCCAAUCAGUUCUCAGACUUGAGGAGAGGACAAGCUGCAGGUUCCUCGGGCCCAGGAGAAGGCAGAUAUUCCCCUCUCCCAGCUGCAUCCCCCCACACACCUACUGAACAGCGCCUUUUGCCAAUCACCCCACCCCCAAUUCAGCAUCUCCAUCCUGCACUGCUCCCCCUUCCCCAAGGCGACAGGAGGAGAAGCGCCAGGAAGGAACUCUGGGAGGGAAGCAGAGACGGCUCUUCUCUCUGCUCCCGUCUGUCCGUCCUGCCUGACUGUCCAUCUAUCGUAUUUUCUACCAGCCAAGUUCAGCUGUCCAGUGAGAGCGUGCCCUACCCUGCCCUGCCCUUCCAAAGGUGGACAACUUCUGUGCAAAGCCAUCAUAAUGCACUUUAUGUUUUAAACUACUGGUAUCUAUUUUUCCCCCCUUAUUUUUGUUUUUACUUUGCGAUAUAUUAGAGAUUCUCCCACACAUUGUGAUGUUUAAACAAAUCACAAAACAACAGAAACAGGUAUUAAAGAAAUGAACUUCUCCUGUUAAAAAAAAAACUGCGUUGCAUGCUGUACAGGGCUAAGAGAGGGAGACUUUGAGUGGCUACUUUUUUUUUUUUAAGAAAAAAUAAAACGAAGAGGUGGAUUUGA